Messenger RNA from Kwoniella shivajii, 1260 nucleotides. RefSeq lists its product as uncharacterized. The transcript is spliced from 11 exons. The record is from RefSeq and is a predicted model, not a curated record. Lineage: Eukaryota; Fungi; Basidiomycota; Tremellomycetes; Tremellales; Cryptococcaceae. Bases 1 to 1260 code for a protein of 419 amino acids. Gene Ontology annotation, molecular function: palmitoyltransferase activity.
AUGGGUCGUGAUUGGGGACGACUAUGGGUCGGCGGUACUUCCCUCUUAAUAUCGUUCAUCUCAUUCUCAUCACAAAUAUUCGUCGUCUGGCCAUGGUAUGGGAGAGCACUAAGUGUGGAUCUGCUGAAGCUGCUAGUCCCAUUCAACUUUUGCGUGUUCAUGGUAUUUUGGAACUAUAGAUUAUGCGUCAUUACGCCUCCUGGAGGUGUACCACAUGGCUGGAGACCAAAUUUAAGUGCAAUGGAAGGUGUUGAAGUGAAAAAAGGUAACCAUGCACCACGAUAUUGCAAGACUUGCGAACACUACAAACCGCCAAGGGCGCAUCAUUGCAGACAAUGCAAGACUUGUAUACUCAAACUUGAUCACAUAGCAACGUCAUUUCAUCUGAUCAUGAUGGCGAAGAGGGUAUUAUUCAUGUCCUACGUGUAUUAUGAAGAGCCGACUCUCUGUGAUGUCCUCUUCCUGGUUUUUAACUUUGCCGCUUGUGCUCCGGUAUGGCUCUGUGUUUGCAUGUUCUCUGCAUAUCACGUAUACUUGGCUUGUGGUAAUAGUACCACUAUCGAGGGAUGGGAAAAGGAUAAAGUUGCUACGCUUGUAAGACGAGGGAAGAUAAAAGAAAUCAAAUAUCCUUAUAGUAUUGGCCUGAUCCAAAACGUCAAAUCUGUCCUUGGACCAAAUCCCCUUCUUUGGCUCUGGCCUCAACCGAUGCGAGGAGAUGGAUUGUCGUUCCCCGUGAACCCGGAAGCAGGUGAUUCCGAUGUUCAAUAUUCAUGGCCACCACAAGAUCCAACACGAUUACCCAAUCCCCAUCCUUUACCAGACGGUACAUCACCUUUUGUAUAUGGGAAUGAAGGAUUUAAUCCUAAUCUGAGACCAUCGAAUUCUGCUAUACGAUCAAGAUCCUCCAGAACUCCUUCAGAUCAUAAUCAUAAUUAUGAUGCUAAUCAUAAUGACCAAUACGGAAACGACGGAAAUGGAGAUGAAGUAUAUUCAUCAGGAGAAGAUAGAGAUUAUGGUUCUGAUUUAUCUGAUUCACGAUCAAGAUCAAGUUCACCAGAAAUAUACUUGUCAGAUUAUGAUGAUCACAAUGAAGGUCCAUUACCUUCUGGCGAAAGAUUACCGAGAGUAAGAAGAGGUAGCGAAGGAUGGGAAGUAAGACCUGGACCGGCGACAUGGGCCGGUGGUGAUGAUGUGGAACAUGGUAGUAGGAGACCAUGGGAAGAUCAAGGAAGGUAUCAUUAUUAUGUACCAGGAGAGUGA